CACUCUUCUACAAUCAGUCUCUCGUUCACUCAUCUCCCUAGCGCAACGCUGCAUCGACACUUUUACCGACACUCCUUUUAUUCUUCCUCUCUCCUCCCCAGCCAUAAAGAAAGAUGGUCUCCGCAAAGUCCUUCGCUCUUUUGACCCUCGUGGGAAUGGCCGCCGCCAUGCCAGGUCCCGUCUAUCGUAUCGAUCGCCGAGUAGUUCGACGAGACGGAGGAAGCCAGAAAGAAGGCGGUUCUGGAAGCGACAGCGAGCAGUACUGUGUGCUAUACAACCUCGACACCCAACUUGCCGAUGAUUACGCCGCUGGUGUCACAAAACAAAUCUGUCCAUCAUUUGGCGGCAAAGCUGAUGGCGGCUUUGGCCCUUGUGGUGAUGGGAGCACGGUCGCCUGCAUAGGAGGCCAAAUGACCAAAUCUCAGGAUUUCGCGAAAGAAUUCAACAAGAAGGCGCAGGAGGCGGAUCCGAAGGGUCAUUUCAUGACCUCGUGCUUUUCUGCCGAUGGCAACAGCAUGUGCGCCAGCGACAUUGGCUGCAAAACUUUCCCUCCGGAGUCCAGCUCAGAGGAUCAAUCGAGCUGUUGAGUAAGCGGUUGAGGGAUCGGAACUUCAUUGGGAAAGCCGCGAAGCAAAAGGCCAACUGUGGCAGAUAUGCGUUGUUUUUUCUAGGUAUUGGCUCGACGAGGGACUCUCGGCACAGCCAUAUCUUGGGAGGUGGAGAGGCCUAGAAUUCUGAUUCGAAUCGUAUUUGGCAAUGCCAAUGUAUUUUUCUUUCUUUCUUCUCUUGCUUCAUUACCGU
Molecule: messenger RNA, 801 nt
Organism: Cercospora beticola
Lineage: Eukaryota; Fungi; Ascomycota; Dothideomycetes; Mycosphaerellales; Mycosphaerellaceae
Source: RefSeq, a predicted model, not a curated record